Molecule: messenger RNA, 4170 nt
Organism: Tilletiaria anomala UBC 951
Lineage: Eukaryota; Fungi; Basidiomycota; Exobasidiomycetes; Georgefischeriales; Tilletiariaceae
Product: MED14-domain-containing protein
Exons: 11
Coding region: 186-3851 (1221 amino acids)
Biological process (GO): regulation of transcription by RNA polymerase II
Cellular component (GO): mediator complex; core mediator complex
Molecular function (GO): transcription coregulator activity
Source: RefSeq, a predicted model, not a curated record
UCGGUAUUCUGUAUUAAAGUACUCAGUAUUGCUCCUCUAACGCGGGCACUGAUCCUCCAUCCCCUCACCCAUUCGAGCCGGGUUGCGCAUCCCGCACCCCUCUGCUCCUUGGAGUUGCUACGAAAGCCCCGAGCGACGCAAAGGAUGGGCCAGCCCCGGUUGCGUAGGCCGUGAGCUCAACAAAUAUGGAUCAGCGGAAAGCACCUCCAUCAGCCACGAGAUCAAACAGCGACUCCAGUGGCAGGGCGAACGACGCGAUGGUCCCAGUCGAGAAUGACAAUCCAAUGCGAGCGCCAAGUGCAGCAUCCAUGCUGUUGCAAGCGUCGCCCGCGGCCAAAGGCGCCUCCCACCGACAGCAAGCGCUGAAGGCGAGUGGCAAUCAUGCCGCUCCGGUGAUCGCCAAUGGGCAUCAUGCGGCCAUUCCGCAAGGUCAGGCAGGGCCCUCCAAGGUGGCUUUGAGCUCGCAAUCACCUACAUCCAGCUCGAAUUCAGGCAUCGCCGGGCUUCCGGUGCGAUCACCAGCCACUGCUUCUACUACUUCUGCAAUGGCACCAAGCCCAGCGCUGCACCAACUGCAAUACCAGCUACAGCAACAGCAGCAGGGCAGUCGGAAGUACGUGCCUCCGCUGAGUGCACGGGCCAUGGAGAAGCGACCCAUGCUCGACUUGCAAAUCCCGCUGGAGAGGUUAGAAGCCGAAGUACAGCAUGAGCCCGAGGGCCUUAUACCAUUGACCGACGUGGUCACGAGACUGGCGAACUAUGGCUACGAGAGCUUGCAGAAUUUGGGAGAAACCAUGAGCUCCCUCUCAGGUGAACAGCGUCGAAGCAAGAUCUACAACACGGCUCUCGAGGCCCGCCGACAAUUCAUCAAGCUGCUAGUGCUUUCCAUAUGGAGCAGCAAGGCCCCAGGCAUCAUUAGAACGAGGGAUCUGAUUGGCCUAGUUAACGAGCAAUUCAAUCAGAGCAACGACGUUGUUCAAGAGUUGACUGCGAUUCGGCGAUCGCUUCCCAAUUCAAGAGCCCGCCAAUACGAUCUGGAAACUGCGGCAGAUGUCCUGAAUACAGGCACGUACUCUCGUGCACCUCAUUCAGUCGGAGGGUUCUACGAAGUCCAAAGAGAAUACACUGAUGCAGAGGCGAAGCAGAUUGUUGAGGAGCUCAACGAAGCCAUCCAAAUCCGUCUGAGCUGCGGAGAGAAUCUCCCGGAUGAGUUGUGUGACUACUCGAUCGUGGAUGGGAGGGCCAUCUUGCGCGCCUCGAAUCUAUUCGAAGCGUCGAUUACUCUCUCUGGCAAAGACCCACAAGAUCGAUGGUACCUGCUGUCCAUCGAAUUCGAUAUCUCUGUCGUUGGGACUGGCUCACAGCAUUUUCCACGGCAGCCGAGCAAGUUGCAGCGAACGCGAAUCCAGACGCAGGCGGACGCUGUCCUCACGCCGCGAGGUCUCGAACCGGAAGGAGGCCUCGUAGCAGAGACGGAGGCCAAGCCGCCAGAUCGGGACAUGGCUGGCUGCAGUUCUGAUCCAGAGGCUCUGACCCGGCUUUUUUCUUUCCUUCGCACGUGCGCUUUGGGUUAUCAGCUCGAAGCCUUGCAUUAUCAGGCGCGACAACUUGUUUCACAAGAAUGGGGCGCAAACCUGGCGGUCGAGUGGCAUCCAGGACGGUCUUUACAGCUCAGGUAUUGGAAUCUCCUCGUGCCUCCAGCACAAAAUCGAUCGCAAGCAGUAGCACGGAAACCGCAAGAUUUGCUCACGAGUGGUGUCAUCAUCAUUGAAGUCCCUUCAGAAGAUACGGGUUCUAGCGAUGACGAAGGGGAGGGCCUGCAGCGUCGCUCAAAUGCAAGACUGACAGUAAAGAGGCCCGCCUCGAAUGUUUGUGGCGCAGAUGAUCCACAAGUGAAUUGCAAAGAGCUCGAUCUCGGGCAGAUCAUGCGCACCGUGACGGCCGAGCAGGCCCAGCAUAGUCUGCUGCGUAUCGUGAAGGCCGCGCUCCCAGCUGACGAGCCCACAGCACUGUUGGACAUCGCCCGGCGGCGGGUGAGUGUCGAGCUCGCGCUUCCCGCAGGACGGAGCCUCGAAGUCAGUUUGUCGUGCGUGUCAGGGAGGCUGGAUCUUCAUCUCGCCGACAACGCAGAAGGCCGCCAGCCGACAGCCCUGGCCAAGGCGCUUGGUAGCUUUGCGGGUCUGCUGGCAGACAGCACUGCGCGCGUCAAUGCUGAUCCUCGCCGUUUUGCGGAUGUCUGGAGGGCGAUCAGACUCGAGGUCAUGAUGCAGGAUACGGAGCAGCGUCUCGCCUUUGCCGGACUGCAGAGUACGAGGAAGCUUCCAUUUGCGGAUGGAGAGGUGCUCAAGCUGGAUGGGAUGCGCCGAUUCGCAUUCAUUUAUGCUCCUGUCGACCGUUGGCCCUCUUAUUAUCUUAUUGUCGCUAUUUCAGCCGAGGACAUUAGGGUCGGGCUCAUCUGUGCGGACUUCUCUCCCUCGGGUGGAGCGCUAUUCACCAUCCAUUCGAUUGAAUGGAUCGACCGGGAACGGAUUCGCGAAGCGGCGGGCGAAGCUGCCCACGCAUUCCCCCUCAUGCUGACCGCAAACGAGAUUCGGCAGGCUCACAAUUACUGCAUCGCCAUCAUUUGCUACUUUAGGGUGGAGCAGCAGCUCAAUAAUUGGCAGGUCCCCUUCGCUCGCGUGCGUUCGUGGCCACCCCAGCUGCAGGAAGAGAGACAGCUUGCAACGCGCGAGGUCCAUCCGUCCAAGAUUGACGCGCUCAUACCGUGCCUCUCGCUCAACAGCCAGGAGCUCCUAGGGGAGUUCAGUGAGAUGGUCAAGCCCAAUGUCUUCCUCUGCAUUGACGACUGGUGGGAGCGCACCAAUGUGCACGCACGAUUCGCUAUCUGCUGGAAAGCGAAUCUGGGCAUCUCUGCCGAAUCGACCAACACUCCGGAAGGGUUACGCGUCUCUUACGAUCCCAGCACGAGGAUCAUGCGCAUCUCGGCAUCCGACAUAGAUCGCUGCGUAGACGCAUUCAAGCUGUUCGCUCUGCGCAUUUCGCGCGUUGCCGUCUUGGCGAAGGCGGUCGCACGUGUGCAGAAGCGUAAAAUCAUCCCAAAGCUCAGGCUCAACGAGCUCAGUCUCAGCCAGAUCAGCUUUGAGUACUGCGGCGGCUUCACAGCCACGGUGCGGUGGGUGAUGCAUCUAGGCGGACAGUGGCAAUAUCGUCUCAGCCUUCUGGCGCGAGACGCGGCGGAGAACCCGCACAAGCUCAUCGAGCGCCAUUUAGAGGCUUACUUGAACAACACAACAACUUCCUCGUCCGUCCACUGGCUCCGCUUCUUGCGUCUUCUCCGUGAUACCUUCCCAAUGCUCGAUUCUCUGCAAGCACUUCAAAAAAGCGGCGAAGGAACGUCCCAACAGCUCACAAUUGAGGCUUUGAGCGUAUCGCAAGUCCUGGUCCUCUUUCGGAAGAACUGUGCUCUCGACAUUCGCCUCAUCUCAGGCUCACGCCUGCUGCUUUCGGACGGGUAUCGAUGCGGCUUACACUCUGGGCAAUACCCUACUCUGGGCUUCAACCCGCGCGCGCCUCGCGUGCAGCUCCCAGAAUUCUGCAAGGUCGUGCAGAGCACAUAUGAGCAAAGCAAGCUUGAGCUUGAGCCUCUGGUCGCCAAACUUGCAGAGGAAAGUGCUUCGCCGGAGGCAGCAAUAGGCAAAGGAAUCGAUUCUCACGCUGCAGCGCGUAAGGGCACUGUACAGCCGCUCGUAACGAACCUGCGCCACAGCCUUUUGUGCCGGGCAGACGACGAAGUGGCACGACCGAUCGUUACCAUGUUGGUCACACGCAUCCUUUCUGGCCAUACAAUGUAAUCCGCUGCGAGUCAAGCAUCAAAAAUACGGCGAAGGUGUCUCCCAUACUUUUCUGUACUACCGCCGAGGUGGAGGCCUUGAGUCUCUCGCUUCCUUGCUCGCUGCCCAGACCGGACCGCUGUCAUCCUGCUCUCGCGCUCGCUGAGAAUCCGAGAUACUGCCACUUCAGCCGACGUACGGCAUGAGUCGUAACCAAGGGUCCCGUACUCACUGCUAUUUGUUCUGCGAGCGCUGCCUUUCGGGCAGCCGCUUGUCGCUGCUGGUCCACUUGCCGCUUCAGAUCAGGACUCAAUUUGUCGUAGAAUUCUUUCUCAGAGGG